AUGACAACCUUUACCAAACAGGUUGAGCAUGAAACGCCCGUUAUUUCGGUCCAUCCGACUCGGCGCAUCUCCAAGAUCAACCCUAACAUCUAUGCCGGUUUUACAGAGCACAUGGGCCGAUGCAUCUACGGCGGGAUCUACGACCCGGGCAAUCCGCUCUCCGACUCGAACGGAUUCCGCAAAGACGUUCUCGAUGCGUUGAAGGAUCUGAAUAUCCCUGUCGUGCGCUACCCCGGCGGCAAUUUCUGCGCCACGUACCACUGGCUCGAUGGGGUGGGCCCUAAAGACCAACGGCCUUCAAGACCCGAGCUGGCUUGGCUUGGAACGGAAACAAAUCAGUUCGGCACGGAUGAGUUUAUGAAGUGGUGUGAGGUGCUGGGGACGGAGCCUUACCUAUGCUUCAACUUUGGGACAGGCACUUUGGAUGAGGCUCUUGCGUGGGUCGAGUACUGCAAUGGCACCGGCGACACUUACUAUGCCAACCUCCGGCGGAAAAAUGGCCGACAGGAGCCAUACAAUGUCAAAUACUGGGCCCUGGGUAAUGAGACAUGGGGCCCAUGGCAGGUCGAGCAGAUGACCAAAGAAGCCUACGCGCACAAGGCGAUACAGUGGGCAAAGGCUCUCAAACUGCUCGACCCAAGCCUCAUUCUAAUUCUCUGCGGCCAAGACGGCACCGCCUCAUGGGACUAUUACACGCUCAAGCAUUGUCUUCUGCCCGCGCACUCCGCGCUCUCCACCAGCGCCGUGCCCUUAAUCGACAUGCACAGCAUCCACCUGUACACCUGCUCGAACGAUCACCUCCCCAACGCAACAGCGCCACUCGCCGCUGAGCGCGCCAUCGAAAUCACCUCGGGACUGAUCGACCUCGCGCGCAUCGAGAAUGGCGUCCCGCCCACCCAGCUCCGGCCUACGAUCUGCUUCGACGAAUGGAACGUGUGGGACCCCAUUCGCGCAGAGGGCAGCCAGGGCGCGGAGGAGAGCUACACGCUCUCUGACGCGCUGGCUGUGGCCAUCUGGCUGAACGUCUUUGUGCGCAAGAGUCGCGACGUCGCCAUGGCAUGCAUCGCCCAGAGCGUCAAUGUCAUCUCCCCGCUUAUGACCACCAAGGAUGGGAUCACGAAGCAGACAACCUGGUGGCCGCUGUAUCUGUUUUCGAAGUAUAUGCGUGGCUGGACGGUGGCAGCGCAUGUGUCGUGCGGUGUGUACGAAGGUGAGACCUCGCCGGCUUGGUUGCGCGGGGCGCGUGAUACGCCCUGGUUGGAUGUCAGUGCGACGCUGGGGGAGGAUGGGUAUGCGAACCUGGCGGUAGUGAACAUUCAUGACGAGAAGAGCUUUGAGAGUGUGGUUGAAGGCGUUGUGGGCGGUGCGACGGUCUUUACGGUUACGGCGGGGGAUGUUAUGGCUACGAACAUGAAGGGCACGGAGGAGGUGAGUGUCCAGGAGUCGACGUGGGAUGGAAAGGGGCCGUAUGUGUUCCCGAAGCACUCUCUGACGCUGCUGCGAUGGAAGGCAGAGUCAAAUUAG
Molecule: messenger RNA, 1524 nt
Organism: Penicillium lagena
Lineage: Eukaryota; Fungi; Ascomycota; Eurotiomycetes; Eurotiales; Aspergillaceae
Product: alpha-N-arabinofuranosidase
Exons: 6
Coding region: 1-1524 (507 amino acids)
Biological process (GO): polysaccharide catabolic process; L-arabinose metabolic process
Molecular function (GO): alpha-L-arabinofuranosidase activity
Source: RefSeq, a predicted model, not a curated record